Messenger RNA from Pundamilia nyererei, 1018 nucleotides. It is a transcript of the gene ywhag1, whose product is annotated as 3-monooxygenase/tryptophan 5-monooxygenase activation protein, gamma polypeptide 1. Bases 201 to 944 code for a protein of 247 amino acids. The record is from RefSeq and is a predicted model, not a curated record. The transcript has 2 exons. Lineage: Eukaryota; Metazoa; Chordata; Actinopteri; Cichliformes; Cichlidae.
ACACAAUCGAGGAAAAGCGCUCGGAGGGGGAGGGGUGUCCCGUCGGCAGGCACACAGACAGCAGGCAGCAGCUGCAGCGACAGGAUCUGGCGCUGUUACUCUGCACUGAAAACUUUCACAUUACGAUUUUAGCUCCGAAAAACACACACACGCAGGUUUAGAAACACUCCACACACUCACACGCACGACCUCUUUCUAAAAUGGUAGACCGCGAGCAACUGGUGCAGAAAGCCAGGCUGGCCGAGCAGGCAGAGAGGUAUGAUGAUAUGGCAGCUUGCAUGAAAUCGGUCACAGAGCUGAAUGAAGCACUAUCCAACGAGGAGCGGAACCUCCUCUCUGUGGCCUAUAAGAAUGUGGUUGGGGCAAGGCGUUCAUCCUGGCGCGUCAUCUCCAGCAUUGAGCAGAAGACAUCAGCUGACGGCAAUGAGAAGAAGAUUGAGAUGGUGCGGGCCUACCGGGAAAAGAUAGAAAAGGAGCUGGAGUCCGUCUGCCAGGAUGUGCUCAACCUCCUCGACAACUACCUGAUCAAGAACUGCAACGAGACGCAGCACGAGAGCAAAGUGUUCUACCUGAAGAUGAAGGGCGACUACUACCGCUACUUGGCCGAGGUUGCAACGGGGGAGAAGAGAGCCUCGGUGGUGGAGUCCUCUGAGAAGUCCUACAGCGAGGCCCACGAGAUCAGCAAGGAGCACAUGCAGCCAACCCACCCCAUCCGCCUGGGCCUGGCUCUUAACUACUCUGUCUUCUACUAUGAGAUCCAGAACGCGCCAGAGCAGGCGUGCCACCUGGCCAAGACAGCUUUCGAUGACGCCAUUGCCGAGCUGGAUACCCUCAACGAGGACUCCUACAAAGACUCCACUCUCAUCAUGCAGCUGCUACGAGACAACUUGACGCUCUGGACGAGCGACCAGCAGGAUGACGAGGGAGGAGAGGGCAACAACUAAGGAGUCUAGAACCCCAUUCUGCCAAAACAACACAAACACACGCGCUCACAAAUGAUGACAAAAAUAAUAAUAAU